This is a messenger RNA of Rhagoletis pomonella (apple maggot), 1815 nucleotides long. Its product is annotated as LIM and senescent cell antigen-like-containing domain protein 1. The transcript has 7 exons. The record is from RefSeq and is a predicted model, not a curated record. Gene Ontology annotation, biological process: cell-cell junction organization; positive regulation of integrin-mediated signaling pathway; cell-cell adhesion. Bases 302 to 1339 code for a protein of 345 amino acids. Lineage: Eukaryota; Metazoa; Arthropoda; Insecta; Diptera; Tephritidae. Gene Ontology annotation, cellular component: focal adhesion; cytoplasm; cell-cell junction.
UGCGGAAUUUCUACAAGCAACAGUGGCAGAGAAGCAGUCGACAUCCUCUUGAAUUGGGAAAGACAGCGGAAACAUAAAAAUCUUGAUUUGCCUAAUUUGGGGUUAAAAGCGAAGAUCGCGAGUGGGCUCUUACCAAUAUUCAGCCAACACUAGCAAUUUAGCAAUCGGUCAUUCCGAAAUCGUAUGGAAAGUAGUUGAAAUACAAACGUGCUGUGUGUUAGUUGUGUAGCGCCAAGUGCUUAGAAAACAAGUGCAUACAUUUGGAACAAGCGUGCAUUAUUGCAAUUAGUAAACGCCCAAUAUGCCGCCCGUUCAAGUACAAGCAGCUGACAUGUCGCUAGCUGCUAUGCAUUGUGCCCGCUGUGCGGACGGAUUCGAGCCCAACGAGAAGAUCGUCAACUCGAACGGUGAACUCUGGCACACCCAGUGUUUUGUCUGUGCGCAAUGCUUCCGACCUUUUGAAGAUGGCAUCUUCUACGAAUUCGAAGGACGUAAAUACUGUGAGCGUGAUUUCCAUGUGCUUUUCGCACCGUGUUGCAAUAAGUGUGGCGAGUUCGUAAUUGGACGUGUUAUCAAAGCAAUGGGCGCUAGCUGGCAUCCACAGUGCUUCCGCUGCCAAAUGUGUGCCAAAGAGUUGGCCGAUACCGGCUUUAUACGCAAUCAGAAUCGUGCCUUAUGCCAUGAGUGCAAUGCCAAAGUGAAGGCCGAGAUUACGGGUCGUUAUAUGUGCCAUAAGUGUCACGGCGUAAUAGACGACGCGCCCUUGCGUUUUCGUGGCGAAGUCUAUCACGGCUAUCAUUUUAACUGCACUGCCUGUGGUGUGGAGCUGGACUCGACAGCACGUGAAGUCAAGAGCCGACCGGGCUUAACGGCCAACGAUAUGAACGAAUUGUAUUGCUUACGCUGUCACGACAAGAUGGGUAUACCGAUUUGUGGUGCAUGCCGACGUCCGAUCGAGGAACGAGUUGUCACCGCUUUAGGCAAGCAUUGGCAUGUGGAGCAUUUUGUGUGCGCCAAAUGCGAAAAACCAUUCUUGGGCCAUCGGCAUUACGAAAAGCGCGGUUUGGCCUAUUGUGAGACACAUUACCACCAAUUGUUCGGCAAUUUAUGCUUCGUUUGCAAUCAAGUCAUAGCAGGCGAUGUAUUCACUGCACUCAAUAAAGCUUGGUGUGUGCAUCAUUUCGCUUGCUCCGUUUGUGAUAUGAAAAUGACGCAGAAAUCCAAAUUUUACGAAUACGAUGAGAAGCCCGUUUGCAAGAAAUGCUACGAACGUUUUCCAAGCGAAUUAAGGCAACGUUUGCGCAAGGCCCACGAAAUGUCCAUGAAGAAGAACUUUUAAGUGCUCGCCUUUUAUUGUCUAUAUUGAGAAUAUAUUUUGAAAAUGCAGACUUCUAAUCUGCAAAAAUUACUGUGCGCGGAAUGCGGCAGGGAAGUCAGAGAGCCAAGCAUAUACGAUAUUUUCAAAUCGAAGAUUAUUCCUUUCACCAUUACGAAUAACUUAAUUAAGUGCCUACAAAUUUCAUAUUUAUAUUACGUAACAACAUACUGUAAUAGCCACAGUCUAAUUUAUAAAUUAUAAGCACAAACGCAAAUAUUUAUGCGUACAGAGUAAAAGAAAAAAUAGUCAAUAUUAUUUAUACAUAUGUAAAGUACAGCAGCAGUUACGCAGAGGACUGAAAAGAAUACACAUAAAAACAGCUUCCAUUACAAUUUAUUUAAAACAUAAGUGUACUGUAAAUGCCAACAUAUCCGAAUAAAACUAAACCUUUACAGAUAAGGCGAAAAGUUACUACUGCCACCGUAUCUACAAAAUAA